This is a messenger RNA of Helianthus annuus (common sunflower), 2444 nucleotides long. RefSeq lists its product as uncharacterized. Gene Ontology annotation, molecular function: zinc ion binding; nucleic acid binding. Lineage: Eukaryota; Viridiplantae; Streptophyta; Magnoliopsida; Asterales; Asteraceae. Bases 198 to 2444 code for a protein of 748 amino acids. The record is from RefSeq and is a predicted model, not a curated record. The transcript is spliced from 5 exons.
GUGUGUUCUCUGGAGAUCGACCAAGAAGGGAAAGCAAGGGGGAAACCCUAAAUUCUGCAAAUUAGCUAAAUUGAAAGGGAAUUCAAGGCCAAAUCACAUGCAUGAACUCGAAACCUUAACCAUCUAAGCUAGUACAACAAGCGGCGUUAAGGAAGAAAGUUCGAGUCAAGUGAAGCAACAAGGGGAUCAAGACCGAGAUGACGGAUACGAAUGAGGAUGAAGCCACGCAACAAGAGCGACUGAAAACUAUGAUCUCGGAAGAGAUUGGAAGGGCAAUGCAAGCAAGUAUUCCUCAUUUAGCCCAAGAAGUAGAAGGUCAUGUGCUGGAAGUGGUAGAAACAAUGAUGGCGGGUAAGAUGGAAGAGUUGAAGGGAAUGAUUAGCGAAGUGCAAGAAAAGAAAGGAACUCGCAAAUGCACAUACAAAGAAUUUAUGGCGUGCAACCCGUUACCGUUCAAAGGAGAAAUUGAUCCUAUAGCAUGCCAAAGGUGGAUUGCAAGUACUGAAGCGGUGUUCAUAAGGAGUCAUUGUGAGAAGAAGGAUCAAGUGAUGUUCGCCACCGGUUUGCUACAACUCCGAGCUAAAGAUUGGUGGGAUGUUUAUAGUAAAGAGAUUGGGGAAGAAAAAGUUCAAGUCUUGACAUGGCAAGAGUUCAAGGAACCUUUUCUAAAGUACCACAGUCCGCAAUCUGCCAUUGACAAGAUCCAAGAAGAUUUCUUACAUCUUUGUCAGAAAGAUGAAACCAUUGAUGAAAUCACCAACGUGUUCCUUGACAAGCUGAAGUUCUGUAAAGAUAUAGCAGGAACGGAAAGAAUGAAGAUAAACCGUUAUUACGGUAUGUUGAAGGCUGAAUAUCGGGAGUUCAUAAUUCCCGCUAAAUGUGAAACUUUGAAUGAGCUCAUUGACUUGGCCCGAGAUAGGGAGAUUGAAAUAAGAAGACAAGCAGAAAGAGGCGAAAAGAGAGUAUCUGAAAAUGUUUCCAGCUCGAGCCCUUCAAAGAAACCAAAAUUUCAAGAUCAAAGCAAGAAGGAUAAGGCGAAGGGUAGUGUUCCGAAAUGCAAAACGUGUGGAAAGUUACACACGGGGGAGUGUUUGAAAGGGAAGAAGGGCUGUUACAAUUGUGGUCAAGAGGGGCACCCAUACUAUAGGUGUCCUAAUCCUUCAAGAACGUGUUACAACUGUUUCCAACCGGGUCAUAUUAAGGCUGAGUGUCCCAAGCUUCAACAGAAAACCGAUAAGGAAGCAAGAAAGGAGGAAGCCCCAAGAGCUAAGGGGAGGAUGUUUCAGAUCACAACCAAGGAAGCGAAGGACCACCCGAAUGUUGUAUCAGGUAUAUUCUCAUUGAACUCGAUGCCUACGUACGUGUUAUUUGAUACCUGUAGAUCGUUUGUAUCAAGUGAAUUAGUGUCACACCCCUCCUUUAAAAUCGAAAGACUGCAUGUACCAUUAGAAGUAGAAAUAGCCGAUAGUAAGAGUUAUUUGUUGCACGAAGUUUGUAGAGAUUGUGAAAUAAUCAUUGAAGACGAGAAGUUUGCCAUUGACCUUAUUCCCAUGAUAUUGGGGGAAUUUAAGGUUAUAGUUGGCAUGGAUUGGCUAGCUAAACAUCAGGCCGAAAUUCAAUGUGAGAAGAAGGUAAUUCAUGUGUUAACAUCGGAAGGAAAACGAGUAAGCAUACAAGGGGAAAGGAAUAUCAACUUGAAGCUUUGUUCUAUAGUCCAAGCAUACAAGUACGUACGAAAUGGAAGCAAGGCAUUUCUAACUUACGUGGUGGAUACUAAGCAGAAUACCCCUAAGAUAGAAGAGGUUGAAGUCGUGAACGAGUUUCUUGAUGUUUUUCCGGAAGAUUUACCGGGGCUUCCACCAGAACGCGAAGUGGAUUUCAAGAUUAAAUUGUACCCUGAUGCCAAACCCGUAGCCAAGGCCCCUUAUAGGUUGGCCCCAACUGAAAUGCGGGAGUUAAUGGUACAAAUGCAAGAAUUACUCGACAAGGUAGACCCGUCAAAGGUGGAAGCCGUUAUGAAGUGGGUACCUCCCAAGAACCCAAGUGAAGUAAGAAGCUUUUUGGGUUUAGCAGGCUAUUAUAGGAGGUUUAUCCAAGACUUUUCUAAAUUGGCCUUGCCGUUGACCAAGUUAACCAAGAAGGAUGAGAAGUUUUCAUGGGGUGCAGAUCAAGAAAGGGCGUUUCAAACCUUGAAAGAAAAGCUGUCGAGUUCCCCGGUACUAACCUUACCAGAUGGAACGGAAGACUUGGUGGUGUUUACGGAUGCGUCACACCAAGGGUUGGGAUGUGUUUUGAUGCAAAGGGGUAGAGUCAUUGCCUAUGCUUCUAGGCAAUUGAAGACACACGAAAGUAAUUACCCAACCCAUGAUUUGGAGUUAGCUGCAGUAGUAUUUGCUUUGAAGAUAUGGAGGCACUAUCUUUACGGUACGAAAAGCCUAACGUAG